Messenger RNA from Lepisosteus oculatus (spotted gar), 5561 nucleotides. It is a transcript of the gene spef2, whose product is annotated as sperm flagellar 2. Lineage: Eukaryota; Metazoa; Chordata; Actinopteri; Semionotiformes; Lepisosteidae. Gene Ontology annotation, cellular component: manchette; sperm midpiece. Gene Ontology annotation, biological process: nucleobase-containing compound metabolic process; sperm axoneme assembly. The record is from RefSeq and is a predicted model, not a curated record. Gene Ontology annotation, molecular function: ATP binding; protein binding; nucleobase-containing compound kinase activity.
UUGCAAAGGCCUUGCAGCUUUGCUGGAUUCUGUGUUUUGGACUGUGGAGAGCGAAGCACACCCCUGGACGAUACAAGUCCUAAGACACAGAAGGAUAAAACAUGUCGGAUAUUUUGUGCCAGUGGCUCAACUCUGAGCUCAGAAUAUCGAAACAUGUGGAGCCGAGUUCAUUUGCCAAAGAUUUCAGCACCGGAUAUCUGAUUGGCGAAGUCCUGCACAAAUACCAGCUUCAAGACGAUUUCGACCUCUUUUCAAAAAGCAAGACAGCUGAUUCCAAACUGAACAAUUUCACCCGGGUGGAGCCCACGCUGCAGUUGCUGGGAGUCCCCUUUGACCUGAGGAUUGCCCAGUCCAUCAUGUCGCAGCAGCACGGCGUGGCCACCCGGCUGCUCUACCAGCUGUACAUUGUUCUGCAGAAGAAGAAGAAAGCGGGGCUCACGGGAGUGGCCCUCGAGACCUUACAGCCGACAGCGCUGGCAAAGCUGCAGAGCAUCGAGAGAGAGAUAUACAACGAUCGUCUGAGAGGAGCAGUUCAGCGUGAGGCAGAUAUCAGACUUCAGAAAACAUCACAGAGAUAUGAGUUGAAAGCGAAAGAGAUUCAAGAUAAAGUAUCCCUUGUGCGUUACCAAGAGAUGCAGAAAAUGCAGAAACUGCAAAAUGAUCUACGACUUCAGAGUAUUGAGAAGCAUCGGCUUGCUCGGAAAAGACAGAACGAGAUUAUGGCCAGGAUACAAGCUGCCAUUGUUCAGAUUCCCAAACCCCCACCUCGGCGGACUCUUAAAGCUAUCGAACUUCGUAAGCAGCAAAAGAAGCAGCUGGAGGCUCAGGAUGUGUACAGUGAGAUCCUGCAGUUUGAGAAAGUGAGAAGGAAGCUGUCUCCAUCUGCAGGUGUCACUUCCUCUCUCAGUGCUUUGCAAGGGUCCUUCCAGACAGAUGGACAGAGCACGAAGUUCCUCUCCCCCAGCUGGGAGGAGAAAGCGCAGGCCAGCAGCCUGUACAUCCUGAAGAUCCGUCAGCGCCUGGAGGAAGACGCGGCUGCCAGGGAGCAGAGAGAGAAGCGGCGCCGCAAAGUCCUGGUGGAGCAGUUCAGGGCCCUUGAGGCUCAAGAGGAGACAUAUCGGGAGGAGCAGCUGGUGAACCGGCUGACGAAGCAGUCCCAGCAGGAGCGCCGGCUGGCCGUGCAGCUGAUGCAAGUCCGUCAUGAGAAGGAAGUUGUCCGAAGGAACCGCAUCUUUCGGGAGAAGCAGUACGAGCAGCAGAGGCUGAAGGAGUUUCAGGAGGCUCUCGACAGGGAAGCGGCACUGGCUAAGCAGGCCCAGAUUGACCACAUGGAGGAGAUUCGUAAGGAAAUUGAGCUCCAUGACAAGAUUGCUGCAGAGAGGGCAGAGGCUCGCUACCGAAAGCACUACAGUGUUUGCCAGGAGGUUCUCAGCCAGAUGGUUGACCUUGUGACCAAAGUUGGAGAGUACCGGGAGCUGACCAACAAUCUGAUACCUGCUAAGCUGAUGCAGGAAUGGAAGGAGCUCUUCUAUAAUGGGAAGCCCCUGUAUGAGCAGGCCUCUGUUGACCCAUUGCCACCCGAGCCCACCCCUGAACAGAUACUAGAGCUGGAAAAAAUGGCAAUACUGGAUAACCAGGAUUAUGAGGACUACCAGCAUAUGACUGGGGAAUGGGCUGCGCCAGAUGACUGCGAAGUGAAAGAGCCUCUGCCCAAGAGCAACAUCUUGGGCCAUGUGGUAUACAGGCUGCUCAACAUCAUAAAUCCCCCUCAGCCAACCAGCCCAUCCCCCCACUUCCCCCCCUUCACUCUGAAGGCGUGUGUUCUAGGAAAACUGUUCUCCGGAAAAACCUCCUGCCUGGAAAAAAUUGCCAAAGCUUAUCACAUCCAGAUUCUGUCAGCCAACACGAUGAUUCGAGAAGCAGUCAAUGCCUUUCAGGACAAUGAAAUGGCUGAGGCCCUGCCAGAGUUGAGCAAUUCUGGGAAGGAAAGAGAGCUCUCUGCUCGAGCCCAGCUUGGUGCUGUUGUAGAGAAGAUUCUUAAAAAGGGGAAGAGUGUUCCAGAUGAGCUGCUGGUUGACAUCAUCGUUGAAGCCAUCAGACAUGUUCCUGCAGAAACAGGCUGGAUUUUGGAUGGCUUCCCAGUGGAUAUCAAUCAAGCAAAGCUUCUGGAGAAAGCCCUGUCUGGGACUGAUCCAGACAAAGCGGGUUCCAAAAAGAGUAAAGCCAAAAGCUCUUCGAUUGUGGUUGACCCAAAUGCUGCAAAAGAACCACCACGUCCUUCACCUGCUCUGGAUCUGGCUCUGCUCCUCGAAGUGUCUGAUGACCUGGUACUGGACCGUGCUGCAAAGAAGACAUAUACAGGAGGAUCUGGGCCUGGUCAAGAGGUAUACCACCCGUCCCAAGAAGGACCUUUAACUAAUGUGGGAGUUAAAGACCAGUUCGUACCAAUAAGAGAUCUGUCUCUAGAAAAGCGACAAAUACAGCACAGGAUCACUGCUUUCCAUGACACCUGGCCCAAGCUGGAGAAGUGGUUUGCCCUCCAACAGAACAUCUUAGUGAAGGUGACCGCCGAGGAGGAUGAAGAAACAGUCUUUAAAAAAGUGGAGUCUGUUUUAUUGGAAGCCAUGAUCAGUAAGAACAAAAAUGGGAAGGAAAUUGUGCAGGAAGAUAAACCGUCAAUAGAGAGCCCUGUCUCGGAUGUGCCACCUCCUGCCCCUGUUCCAGAAACAAAACCCUCAGCUACUGUAGUCGCAACAGAAGGCAUGGAAGUGAAACCCUCUAGAUCUAAGUCUGCCACCAGAUCCUCUAAAGGUUCCCGGAGUCGAAGCAGUUCUGCCAAGGACAGGAAGGGAAGGAAGGCCAGCAUACCAGAGGGAAAGGAGGUUACCAAGAAGGUCUCCAAGUCAGGGUCAGGCUCUGCCCAGGGCAAGACCACAAGAGCAUCUGAGUCUUCUACCUCUGAAAUGGCCCCUCAGCCUGCCCCCACAGUAUCCCCGUCUCCCAAGCCAGGCUCCGAUAAGUGGGUCUAUGUGGAUGAGCUCCUUCCCAAGGAGAUACCUGAAUAUCUCGUUCCGUACUGGGAGAAUGUGUGUGACUCUUACAUUACCAAUGUCAAGAUGGUAAUGCGCAACCUGCGCUCUGAAGGCUAUCUGAUCAUCCACCACUUAUAUGACAUCAGGGAGGAGUUCAAGGAGUUCCUCAGACGCCCUGACCACAAGCAGGAGUUUGUGUCCCAGUGGCAGCAGGACUACAAUAGCAUCCCUGAUGACAUGAGAGAUGACGAGGAAACCAAGGCUGAACUCCACCAGCGGCUUGAUGAUCUGCGGGAACGCUUGUGGGACAUCUGUGACAACCGGAGGGAGGAGGCAAUGCAGGAGAGAGGCAAUGUCAUAAGUGGUGGCUGGCUGGAAGAUCACACCGCAAUCCUCAUUAACCACUUCUCCUCCUUGAUGCAGGUGGAAGUUGACCGAUGCCAGGAUACGCUACGUCUCCUGCGGGAUUACUAUAAAGGCAUGGAAGGCGGCCUCCUUCCUGAAGCCAGCAUGGACUUUGCCUGCAUCCCCCUGGUAGACACUGUGGAGGAGGAUCCAAAGCAUGACACAGAAAGGACAAUGAGUGCAUCUGGCUUGGCCAACUCUGAAAGGCAAGUGAAGAGCGCCGGGCAGAAGGAAAAUGAGGCGGAAGAUAAGAAGCCCAAAACUGAAAAAAUACCCUUGAUAUCUAGAAGGCCUCUGUCUUCUGACCCCAGUGGAACAAAGCUGAAGACUGGAUUAGCAGACCUCAAAUCAAAGGAUGAGCAACUGGUGAUGGAUAUAUGGCAGGCAGCCUGGACAGCCAUUUCCAAUAUGAUGUCUGCAGAGAUCCAGCAAAAGGAGGCAGAGGAGGAAGAGGAGCGCCUUCGGAGUGCUGAGAGAGAACAACACAGAGCCUCGCAGGUCUCCGCCAUGCUCAGUGCUGGGCAGGAGAAGAAGAAAAGCCCAAAGAAAAAAGGGGCUCCUUCGCCAGUCCCACAGCACACCCCUCCUCCAGCACCCGAGGAAGAUGCUGGAGAGCUGAGGAAGAGGGCAGUGAAACUCAGGAUCAGACAGGAGUACCGUGCAGCACUGGAGCACGAAGAGUCUGCGGUGAAAGUGAGGCUUGAACAGAUAAAAUCGAAGUCUUUAGCUGUUGUUCGGGACUUGCUACAGAAGGCAGACAAUGCUUACAAGGAAAUGGAGGAGUGGCUUGGAGCAAGGUUCUUGGCAGAAAUGACAAGUAUCGAUCGUCUCACGGAUGUGGCUCGCCAUCACAUCGAGUCGUCAGCUCAGAUCGGGAACGAGCUGGUGCUUUCCUGUUCCGACUUCUUCGUUGACGGGGACUUGAAAGUGGUGCCCAGCCCAGAGCCGGCCCCACGGCCCCCUCCACUGGAGACACCCAUGAACAGCACCCUGACCAUCGCGCAGCUCCACACCUUCCACUGCCAGCUCUGUACAGCUGCACCAGCAGGUGUUCUGUCAAGUAGGGAUUUUUUUGACAUGCUGCAAGAUUUAACAUCUUUGAAGCUGGGAAGUGACCUUCUUCCUGACCCCUGGCUGCAGCUCUCAGGUGCCCAGAUACAGGAGCUAACAUCCCUACUGACCCUGGACUCGGAGCUCAUUGACUGGCGCAAAUUCCUGCUCCUGGCUGCUCAGCCAUGGCCUUACCCUUCACAGGGAGAUCUGCUCCACACGCUGGCCAGGUUCAAAGCCCUCGAUCCUGACUCCACAGGGUUUAUAACAGAAGAGCAAUUUGACCAGACUGAGCUGUGGUUUGACAGUCAAACUGAACUUCCUGUGCCCGAGGACCCAACAGAACCCUUGCCUUUCAACAGAAUGGCCAAUCUGAAAAAGUUUUUCUUCGUGCUGUUUGCAGAUCGCCAGGCCCCAGUCGCAAGGCUGGACUACGUGAACAUGCUGCUGUACUUUGCGUCACACCCAGACCCAGUUCAGGGGGUUCACCGCGCCAUGAGCAUUGCCACUGGAGAGCGGAUCUCCCAGAGGAAGACCAGCUCCAGGCUCUUGCAGUCAGUGCUUCAGAUCGAUGAAGACGUGGACAUCAAGGUGCCAGAGGCUGGGACAGAGGAGGACCCAGGGGCUGAGGAAGUAGGGGGAGUGACCGUCACCGCUCUGCUGAGGGUGGUGUGUCACGGCGGUGUCAUGAUGGAAAAUCAGAACAGAUUUCGCUCUCAUGGGAAGACAAAGGAGGAGUAUAAAGAGGAUUUCUGUAGGAUCUACAAGGAGCUGGGAUAUGAGGACCAGGACAAAAUCCCUUUUCAAGUCCUUUCUCAGCACCCAUUCAUGCUAGACCUGAUCGAGAACAGCAUCCAGUAUAAACUCGUUGAUAUCCACAAAAUUAUCCAGACUCAGCAAAGUGAAGGCGAAUCCCAGUGUCCAUCAUCUUAAAUAUCUCCGGCCUGCCAUCGGAUCUCUAGGGGACUGAGGAAUGGCCGAAAAAUGAGCCAUGUCCUUGUUAAUGCAGUUGUCCAGUUUGAUUUUUUUGUUUGCUAUUAAAGACAUAAAAAAUAAUAAAAGAAACUACAACUA